Amphimedon queenslandica is the source of this 1937-nucleotide messenger RNA. RefSeq names its product putative ankyrin repeat protein RF_0381. The annotation marks the transcript as partial. Lineage: Eukaryota; Metazoa; Porifera; Demospongiae; Haplosclerida; Niphatidae. Gene Ontology annotation, cellular component: cytoplasm. Gene Ontology annotation, molecular function: protein binding. The record is from RefSeq and is a predicted model, not a curated record. The transcript has a single exon.
UAGUACAUCAUGCUGCAUGGAGUGGUAACUUUGAUUUAGUUAAGUAUCUUAUUACUGAACAAGGUUUGUCUCCUAAUGCAGUUACUAAGAAUGGCCUCACUGCUUUACAUUAUGCCUCAUGGUCUCUUAACUUAUCUCUUGUUAAAGAAUUAAUAACUACCUAUCAGUUAGAUCCUCAUCAAUCUGACAGUAAUGAUAAGCUACCAAUUCAUUAUGCUGCUGAAUCUGGUGAUAUUUUACUACUGGAAUUAUAUGUGAAGAAAUACAAGUGUAGUCUGAGCCUAACAGACAGCAAAGGUUGGAAUGUUUUUCAUUUUUCAUCUUUAAAAGGUCACACUCACUUUAUCAAGCAUAUCACCAGUCAGUAUCCUCAAUACAUUAGUUUAUUACACUCUACUGACAAUGAGGGUUGGGUGCCAUUGCAUUUAGCCUGUGAGAGUGGUAAUAUUCAAUUGGUCACAUUUCUAAUAAAUGAUAUGAAAUGUGAUGUCAAUGCUAAGGAUACACAUAAUCAAACAUGUGUCACAUUUGCCUGUUUCUCAGGUAAUCUUGAUGUAGUACAAUUACUAACACAACAGUGUAAGCUUGAACCUAUCAAUAUUGAUAAAUAUAGCACGACAGCAUUACAUGCAGCAGCAGAGACUGGUCAUACUCAUAUACUGGAAUGGUACAGUCAGGAGUAUAGUGUGGAUAUUACUAAUCACACUAGCAAUAACAAGUACACACUAGCUCAUUCAGCUGCUUAUAAUGGUAACCUACAUUGUCUACAGGAACUAAUUAACAAGUAUCAGUGUGAUGUUAAUGCCACUACUACUACUGGUAGUACAGUUCUUCAUAAAGCAUGUGAAGGAGGUCAUGUUCCUGUGGUACUUUAUCUUACUAGUCUUCAUCAGUGUAAUGUAGCAGCUAAGACUUCUAAUGGAUCAACAGUUCUUCACAUUACCUGUCAGUACAGUGGCUCUCUUCCUAUACUCAAACAUUUGGUAGAGAAUCAUCAGUUAGAUCUGUUUGCUGACAAUGAUGAUGGAAUGGCUCCCAUUCACUUAGCGUGUAGUAAUGGAAGAUUGAACUUAAUCCAGUACAUUAUAGAACACAUACCAUCAUCACUUGAACUACCUGACAGUAAAGAUGGUCGUACUCCAUUCCUUAUUGCAGUGUACUUCAAUCAGUUAGAAGUUAUUAAAUAUCUUAAUAGUAAGAAGUGUAAUCUAUCAGCUACUGAUGGUAAAGGGUCUGGAGCAGUUCACAUAUCAGUAGAGAGGGGUCACUUGAAUGUAUUGAAGUAUCUCAUUGAUAAUAAUUAUUGUAAUCCUAAUACAAUCAGUCAUCAAGACUGUACACCACUACAUGUUGCUGUAGCAGCUAAUAAAGAUGAAAUAUUACAAUAUUUACUGAGUAAGAGUAUACCCUCAAUGAGUAUUGUCUGGCUACGUGAGAUAAAGUGUUUAUUAGACAGUCCUCAUGACAUAUACAAUAAUCCACAUAAUGCUGUACUUAUUAAUGUACAAGAUAAAGAUGGUAAUACACCAUUACAUGUAGCCUGUCAACAUGGACGACAGAAUAUGGUAUUACUGUUACUAAAAGCCAGUCUGUCUAACAAUGACUUAUUGAUUACUAACAAGAAAGGACAGACACCAUUACACUUGGCAGCUGCCUCUGGUCAUAAGGAUACUGCUGAAGCUUUACUGUUCUCAGUCACUGGUAGUUCUACUCAUCAUAAUCUCCUUACAGCUACUGAUAAUGAAGGAUCCACUGUAUUUCAUACAGCUUGCAGUCAUGGCCAUAUUGAUGUUUUUCUUUACUUGUAUAGUAUUCAUCCUGAUGGCAUUAAUACUUUGGAUAAUAGAAAAUGCACUAUACUUCAUGCAGCAUGUGAGGGUGGGAAUAUGGAAUUGGUACAACUUGUAAUUGACAACUGUGGACUAUACCUCGAAGCA